GAAGGACUUGGACUAGCCUUGCCUCCUGCUGGCUCUCGCUCGCUCGCUCUCUGGGCGCGCGCUUGGAGAGGAAGAAGCACGGGAGCCCCGAGGAGGAGAGCAAGUCCAGUCGGCGGAGGCGGGACAGGGCUGGAAGGAGGCGGAUCCCCCCAGGAUGGAUUUGGGGGGGGGGGCAGAAAGAGAGAGACAGAGAGAAGCUUCUUUGCAACCACGCUCUCUUUUCGCAGGCACCCGACAUCUCCCUCUCUCUCUCUCUCUCUCUCUCUCUCUCUCGCUCCUUCCUAGAGAUCCAUACAUUUCCCCCUGAGCCUCUCACCUCCUCCUUUGGGGGACUCUGACUGAAGAGAGAGAGAGAGAGAGGAGGGGGGAAGGAGGGAGGGAGGGAGAAGAAGAGAGAAACAUAGAAGCCCCCCCCCCUAAUUUUACCCCAAGAGGCUCCCCCUGUUUUUCCCGAAGGAUUCGCCGCUUCUUUUGGCCAAGGACUUUCUCCUUCUCUCUCUGGAAAGGACUCGCUCCCUUCUUUGAGGCACAAGCUCCAGCCCCUCUUUUGGAAAGGACUUCUUCUUGCCGGGGCUCCCUCUCUCUCUCUCCGGCUGCCAGGGCCCCGGGGCUCGGCCUGGCUCGGGGCCCCGGGGGCGAUGGUGGUGGUGGCGGGGCUGGCGUCCGAUGCGGCGGCGGCGUCGCGGUGGCCGGAGCAUGGCUGAGCGGAGGAGCAGCAAGGUGCUGGCGGCGGUGGCCUUGGGCUCGGUGGGCUUCCUGCUCAUCCUCUACCAGUAUGUGGGGCCGGGGCUGAGCCUGGCCGGGGGCCCCGCGGGAGCCAGAGGCGGCGCCAGGGGCGGCCUCCGAGGAGCCGGAGCAGGAGGCGGCCUGCGCGCUUCCUUCCCGGAGGACGGGGAGCUGGCGGCGGCGGCGGCGGGCGACCUCUUUCCGACGCCGGACCCGCACUACGUCAAGAAGUACUACUUCCCGGUGCGGGAGCUGGAGCGGCGCCUGGCCUUCGACAUGAAGGGCGAGGACGUGAUCGUCUUCCUCCACAUCCAGAAGACCGGCGGCACCACCUUCGGCCGCCACCUGGUCCAGAACGUCCGCCUGGAGGUGCCCUGCGACUGCCGCCCCGGGCAGAAGAAGUGCACCUGCUACCGGCCCAACCGGAGGGAGACCUGGCUCUUCUCCCGCUUCUCCACCGGAUGGAGCUGCGGCCUCCACGCCGACUGGACCGAGCUCACCAACUGCGUCCCCGGCGUCCUCGGCGGCAAGAGGGAAGGCGGGCCCAACGCCAACGCCCCGGCCCCCGCCAAGAGCCCCAGAUUGCAUCAUCUCCCAAACUUGACCCUUCUGGCUCAGAGAUGCUCUUUCUCUUCCGCUCCAGAGUCUAUAUACAACAGAAAAUUUUACUACAUCACUUUGCUGAGAGAUCCUGUAUCCCGUUACCUCAGUGAAUGGAGGCACGUCCAACGAGGAGCUACCUGGAAAACAUCCUUGCACAUGUGUGAUGGCCGAACACCAACUCCUGAAGAGUUGCCAUCAUGCUAUGAAGGCACAGACUGGUCGGGAUGUACUCUUCAGGAGUUCAUGGAAUGCCCAUAUAACCUAGCCAACAAUCGCCAAGUGAGAAUGUUAGCUGACCUGAGCUUGGUGGGCUGCUAUAAUAUGUCCUUCAUACCAGAAAACAAGCGAGCACAGGUAUUACUGGAGAGUGCUAAGAAAAAUCUCAGAGACAUGGCCUUUUUUGGUUUGACCGAGUUCCAGCGGAAAACGCAGUACUUAUUUGAGAGAACUUUCAAUCUGAAAUUCAUCCGGCCAUUCAUGCAAUACAAUAGCACAAGGGCAGGUGGAGUGGAAGUGGACAACAACACCAUUCGGAGAAUCGAAGAACUUAAUGACUUAGACAUGCAGCUGUACGACUAUGCAAAAGACCUCUUCCAACAGCGAUACCAGUACAAGCGUCAGCUGGAGAGGAUGGAACAGAGGAUAAAGAAUCGGGAAGAGAGGCUUCUUCACCGGUCUAAUGAGGCACUUCCCAAGGAAGAAACGGAAGAACAAGGACGGUUGCCGACAGAGGACUACAUGAGCCAUAUUAUAGAGAAGUGGUAGCCUUGGCUGAAUUUUAUACUGAGAACAGGAUAUUAGGGUUUUCAUAAUAAAAAACCCACAGAAUUUCAAAACAAAACAAAACUCUUAUUUAAAAACAGUCUGUAAAACAGAAAGUAGAAUGCUUCUUUAAACAAAGGUCUUUUUACUGUUUCUUAUAAGACCAGUGGGGUUCUUAAUAAAAUAAAAUAAAAUAAACAAAAAAAGAGUCCAUCGGUCGGAGAGAGCUCAGAGUUUAAUGCACAAUGUAGUUCCCCCAUCUCUGAGACCAAAUACAAUGAACGCGUUUCAUUCUCCAAAAUGCAAAUCUAGAGGUCACAGAUUGUUGCUUUGUAGCCAUCCUUUUCCCUCAGCAACAGCCAUUUGAUCUACAAAAUGUUUCUCUCCCUUGCUCAUGUGAGGUUUUCAACUGUGAAAGCCAUGAGAAUGACAGGAGUGCGUAGGGAGUGAUUUCACCUCAGAUUCAGCUGCUUGGCUUGGAAAGGAAACCAUGGUAAAAAAGAAAGGAACCCAGUCAAAACAGCCCAUCAAAAAGGAAAAGCAGAGGAUGAGAAACAAUCAAGCAAACCAACUACAGCCUGGACCACAUGUCAAGCACAGACCUUUGGAUUCAUGACACUGGUGUCUUGCAUGCAUACAUUCUCAUUGCAUUACUAAAAUUACUGGUAAAUUUGCGCACAAAUAUCCUCAGCCUUUACCUUUAAGGUCGUGGUCCAAAAGCUAACCUGUUCCUAGCCAUAAAAUCAAACAUAGAUGAUCUUAUCACACAUUCACAUAGAUGUCCUUUGUAGAGGUAGAUGAUGUGCACCAAUUCAUCACAUUCAAAAAGGGAAUGGUCUAUUGGGGUAAUUACAAUCAACACAUAAACGUCUAUAUCAUUGCCUGCUUGGUUGGUCUCCUGCUUGUGCUUGCCUAUGCUCAGAAACACCUUUUGCUUCCACUUGGGACAUUUAUUUAAUUUGAUGCAGAUAUUAAACAUUCAGAAUGUUCACUGGUUGACACUAAUUAUUGUUCUCAACACCAGUGAGUAUUCUACAGUAAAAGUUAGAUGCACUUAAAUUCCAGGUAGGAACUGGACAAUUCAAUUAUAAUGACUUCAGCUGGGUUUAGCUACAAUUAACUUUUGCUGGACUGCAUUCACUCACUAGUUGUAGAACUGCUGCUGUGUUGGAACUUAAGAAGCACAUUACAUACCACUCUUCUGUACAGGGGCAAAGUCUGUCUUGCCUUUUUAUUUAUAAGCAAAGCAAUAGCAUUUGGAAGACUGGAAAUCUUGAUUGAUUCUAAGCUUCUAGCUUGGGUUUUAGAAGCUCUUGAUAACCACAUUAUUCCUCCUUCUUUUUUUUCACCACCGUAUAAGCUUUUGUUUGGAUAGCAUUUGGUGAUCAUUUAUUUGAUCUCUCUCAUCUAAAGCACAAUUUUUUCUUUGCUUUCCAAACACUUCUGUGAGUUGAUCUGAACCCAAGGUGAAUGAAACAGAAUCAACAUGUGUUUGCCACCUUCUGUACUUAUCAAUACGAUGUAAAUGGCCAGGUUGUAGACAAAAUCUGAAUAAGUUAUCAAUAAGCUUGAUUCUCAAAGAAUGGGCUCACUGCAUAUCACAGAGAGAACUGAAAAUAGAGAAAGAUAGACUGAUAUAUAUGUAUGUGUGUUCCAAUGUGUCUUUCAGCAUAAAGAAGCACUGAAAUUUCU
Sceloporus undulatus (fence lizard) is the source of this 3783-nucleotide messenger RNA. RefSeq names its product heparan sulfate 6-O-sulfotransferase 1 (gene HS6ST1). NCBI's taxonomy places the organism in Eukaryota, Metazoa, Chordata, Lepidosauria, Squamata, Phrynosomatidae. The record is from RefSeq and is a predicted model, not a curated record. Gene Ontology annotation, molecular function: heparan sulfate 6-sulfotransferase activity. Gene Ontology annotation, cellular component: membrane. The transcript has 3 exons. The coding region runs from base 667 to 2094 and encodes 475 amino acids.